AUGUUAUCAGUUUCUUCUUCUUCUUCUUCUUCUUGGCAAGCUCUGAGCCGACUCGGCGCUCUCUCUGUGCCCUCACACAGUCACCACCGAUCAUCGGUGCCGUCGCCGGCGACACACUCCCAGCCUCUCUUCCAUUGCUCUCUCACAGGCUUCCGAGACAUUUCUCCGACUACUUCGCCGGCCAAAUCCAACGCCGUUUCGUUCACAAGUACGGACACCACCAAAAUAAAUGAUCAAAAGAAUGGUGUUCAAGGAAACAGAGGCGAAGAAGGUGAAGAGGAAGAGGAGGAAGAAGAAGAAGAAGGAAAAGGGAUUUCUAGAAUACGAGUUCCCAGACAGAAAUACAUCACCAUUUCCAAAGCCGAGCUCUUAGACGGCAUCGUUUCGAACAUGUUCGACUCUGACGCUGAUGAUACCAAGCACUUUCUUCUCCUUUCCUCUUGCUUGGAUUCCAUACUCCAUGCUGAGCGCAAGAGAAUUUUGGAAGAAAUGCGUGCUGAUUAUUUCGUUUCUCAUCGCACUGAGAAUGGGCAAAGGAAACAUGAAGGUCGCCGAAUCCAAAUGGGAAAGUUGUGGAGUUUUUCACAGCGUUUAGAUAUAUUUUCAAUGAAUUGGGUUCUUGGAGCUUUUGCGAUAGGGACACUUUUGGCGAGUGUUACUUACCAUGCUUUCUUUCUCUCUUUUCACAGUGUUGCUGUUGCCACUCGUUUUCAACGUGCUUUCAUGCAACUACUUUAUGAUGCUCAGUUUGAAGAAUUAUCAGCCAGGGAUUUGAUGCUGACAUCUGCACUGAACUCAGAUUAUCUCCUCACUUUGCCUACAUAUAUUGAUUGGAAGAAAGCAUCAGAAUCCAAUGCAAUAAUAUUCAGGUUGUUAACUGAGGCUUUCGAUGAUGCUGGGAAAACACAAGAAGCGCAAGAGUGGACUAAGAGGUUGAAGCUCUGGCUAAAGGAUUAUCUUCUUUUUGAGCAGUCAUUUCAAUAUGAUGAAAGGACUUCUGAUGGUCCACUAGGAGUAGACCAACUAUCAGAUAGGGAUCUUCCUAUUUGGCUGGCAGCACAAAGGGCAGUGUUUCGUUAUGAAGUAUUUUUGUCACCAGUUGGUCCACGGGGAAGGCUCUUAAGGAAGUUGCUUACUUGGAUUGGACUUAUUCCUCCUACUCCAGGAACACCAUUUGACGUUGACAGUGAUGCUAUUGCUUCUGAACCUAAUACAAGGUUUGUAGCAGUACUUUUUUCAUUGCCUUCAUAUUUCAUCGUGGCCGUUCUUAAUAUUUAA
Ziziphus jujuba (common jujube) is the source of this 1278-nucleotide messenger RNA. RefSeq lists its product as uncharacterized. Lineage: Eukaryota; Viridiplantae; Streptophyta; Magnoliopsida; Rosales; Rhamnaceae. The record is from RefSeq and is a predicted model, not a curated record. The transcript is spliced from 6 exons. Bases 1 to 1278 code for a protein of 425 amino acids.